Messenger RNA from Eubalaena glacialis (North Atlantic right whale), 3318 nucleotides. RefSeq names its product ER lipid raft associated 1 (gene ERLIN1). Gene Ontology annotation, cellular component: endoplasmic reticulum; endoplasmic reticulum membrane. Gene Ontology annotation, biological process: SREBP signaling pathway. Gene Ontology annotation, molecular function: cholesterol binding; ubiquitin protein ligase binding. NCBI's taxonomy places the organism in Eukaryota, Metazoa, Chordata, Mammalia, Artiodactyla, Balaenidae. The transcript has 12 exons. The record is from RefSeq and is a predicted model, not a curated record. The coding region runs from base 192 to 1238 and encodes 348 amino acids.
UCGGUGUGCGUGUCCGCGCAGCCGCAGUGCCCCGCGGGUGGGCGGGGCCGGCUCUUGGCGGCGGUUGGUGCGGCCCGGGUGGAGACUUCACGUGCACGCGGGGGGCGGUGCGUCACUGGUCGGUGAGGCGCGGCCGAGGGGUCGGCCUCUGUCCGGAGUUUGCGGCUGGCCCCCUUCUCAGAGGAACUAGGAUGAAUAUGACUCAAGCACGCGUUCUGGUGGCUGGAGUGGUGGGUCUGGUGGUUGUCCUCCUCUACGCCUCCAUCCACAAGAUCGAGGAAGGACACCUGGCCGUGUACUACAGGGGAGGAGCUUUACUAACUAGCCCCAGUGGACCAGGCUAUCAUAUCAUGUUGCCUUUCAUUACUACGUUCAGAUCUGUGCAGACAACACUGCAAACUGAUGAAGUUAAAAAUGUGCCUUGUGGAACAAGUGGUGGGGUCAUGAUCUAUAUUGACCGAAUAGAAGUGGUUAAUAUGUUGGCCCCUUGUGCAGUGUUUGAUAUCGUGAGGAACUACACUGCAGAUUAUGACAAGACCUUAAUCUUCAAUAAAAUCCACCAUGAACUGAACCAGUUUUGCAGUGCCCACACGCUUCAAGAAGUUUACAUUGAAUUGUUUGAUCAAAUAGACGAAAACCUCAAGCAAGCUCUGCAGAAAGAUUUAAAUGUCAUGGCCCCAGGCCUCACCAUACAGGCUGUGCGUGUUACAAAACCCAAAAUCCCAGAAGCCAUAAGAAGAAAUUUUGAGUUAAUGGAAGCUGAGAAGACAAAACUUCUUAUAGCUGCACAAAAACAAAAGGUUGUGGAGAAAGAAGCUGAGACAGAGAGGAAAAAGGCUGUUAUAGAAGCAGAGAAGAUUGCACAAGUGGCAAAAAUUCGGUUUCAGCAGAAGGUGAUGGAGAAAGAAACUGAAAAGCGCAUUUCUGAAAUUGAAGAUGCUGCGUUCGUGGCCCGAGAGAAGGCAAAAGCAGAUGCUGAGUAUUAUGCCGCACACAAAUAUGCCACUUCAAACAAGCACAAAUUGACCCCGGAAUAUCUGGAGCUCAAAAGGUACCAGGCCAUUGCUUCUAACAGUAAGAUCUACUUUGGCAGCAACAUCCCUAGCACGUUCGUGGACUCCUCUUGUGCUUUGAAAUAUUCAGAGGUUAGGACUGGAAGAAAAAGCUCUCUCCCCUCUAAGGAGGCUCUUGAGCCCUCUGGGGAGAGCCCCAUCCAAAACAAGGAGAGCACAGGUUGAUGCAACAGGUGGAAAUGUUCUCCCAUAUCAAGAUAUGGCCCAAGGGGUUAAGUGGGAACGAUGGUUAUACGACUCUUCAGAUUUACAGAGAACUCAUGCUCCGUCUGUUCUGCCUUUCCUGUGGUAGUCCUGGUUUAUCAGCUGAUUGCAGGAUAGAGCCAGCUGUCUGGCACCCACAUGGUCUUUUCAGGUGCAGUUUUAUCAAAUAUCCUGUGUGUGUUCCUUUCUAAACUGGUACUCAUGAAUGAGGGAAAGUCUGAUGCUAACAUACUGCCUGCACUGGAAUGUUAAACACUAAAUAUUUAACAAGCUGUGUUUUUCUUAGCUGAGAUUUAUUGGAUAAUGUUUACAUUGGUCCCCGGGGAAAUGUGUGCUCAGUCAUUCAAGAGAUAGGAGGUCAGAGAGAAGGCGGCCAGGAUGUGGUAAGUGUAAAGAAGACUGAUUAUGCCAGGACCCAGGCUUUCUCUUUGGGGUCCAGUCCCAGCAUUCAUCCAUGUGAUUAGCAUCUAGUCCGCUGAAGUUCCCCAGGAAAUGAUCUUCCACUUGAGCAACUAUUUACUUGAUACGAUUUGCACCUUUUUGUUUUCCUAGAGUCAAGAUGGUGGCCUGCUGGGACAUGCACCUUGCCACCCAAUCAGAGAUUCUUCAUAGAGAUUCCUAAUCAUUAGUUUAUUGCAUUAGUAGGCUCAGAGAUAGAGCUUAGUUUGAAGUUUUGGGUGAGAUGAAACCUUUGCUUUGAACCAAAGCUCUGGGGGCCCUGCAUACCCCUCCAUUGGGUGAUGGCUGUCUGUGUCACUGCCCAGGCCAUGUGUGACUAAGGUGCCUGGUUUUUAGGCUCAGACAACUCCUUCUAUGUCACCUCUCAGCUCUGGCCAAGAGUGGAACAGGACUUUAACCAGAAAUAGAAGCAGCAUCCAGUUCCUAGCUGUUCACUGCACAGUAUUGUAUCAUAACUGCAGGAAGUUUUUAUUUUUAAAACUGGAUUUGGGGUACAUUCGUUUGCCCUGGUACCUCUGCCUAAAGGUCAGAUCCUGGGGCUGCCAUGGUUACUGGCCCACGGGUUCUCCUUCUCAACACUGAUCAGGAGCCCACCGGGUGGAUCAAGGGAGUAACCUAGAAAGCACCCUUGGUCAUCUUUGCCUCCUUCCCUCCUGGCCCUGAGAUGCUGAAAUCUAAGUUGUUCCGCAGCUUUCACCUCAACUAGGAGAUCAGGAUUAUUCCACUGACUUCCUAGGCAGCCAGUGGAUUUAAACUUACGUGAGAGGAUGACAGAGUUAGCCUGUGGCUAUGGGAGAUCUGUUUCAUCUGGACGUUUUUUUAAUCUUAAGAUUAACUUUCUUGAAUCAGUGUGCCCUGUAGUUAGGCCUGAGUUUACACAGUUUAAGACACCAUUUGUGUACACUGUGUUCAAGCCAGACAGAAAAGUCAUGGGACCACUUCCAGAAACCUUUAAGUGAACUGUCAGUCUCAUGACAGCUUCUGGGUUGUGCCAGACACUUAAUACAGGAAGGGAGUCCCAGAUUUGAGGUCUUUUCUUGGGGCCUUAUCCUAUAAAGGCAUUUGUAAUAUGGAAAGAAUAAUUUUUUUUGUUUUUGCUCAUUUAAUUAUAUACAUUCUUUUUAUGAAUGAAUUUUGUGUUCUCUAGCCCUUUUUAAAAGAUUUUUGGAACUAUAUAAUAAACUCUUUACCUGUCAUAUAUUGUUGCUGCAUAUAAAUAAUGAUUGUUGUGGGAAAUCUGGAUCAUUGACCUUUGUACUUUCAUUCCUAGAGAUGUUUCCUAUUCCCAUGAGCUAAAAACUGUUGCCCCAAAGUGAUGAAUAUGGGUUUUCUUACAAACCACAGGCUCUGGUGGCAGAGUUGAGGAACAGGGAAGUAGCACUGUGAAGUUCUCAAGAAAGGACUUCUGCUUAAACUCUCCAUGGAAUGUGCUUCCCUGUGCUCACUGGGGCUCAAAGUCUGCCCCCCCCCCCGCGCCCCCCUUCAGGGAUGUUCCUUUUGGUAAUCUUGAAGUCUAAAUUUAUAUGUGAAAUGCUACCUUUUUUAAAAAAGAAACUAAAUAAAAUUAUUUUACUAUCAGUGA